This is a messenger RNA of Loxodonta africana (African savanna elephant), 1111 nucleotides long. RefSeq names its product NK6 homeobox 3 (gene NKX6-3). The transcript has 3 exons. Gene Ontology annotation, cellular component: nucleus. Gene Ontology annotation, biological process: regulation of transcription by RNA polymerase II; cell differentiation. The record is from RefSeq and is a predicted model, not a curated record. Gene Ontology annotation, molecular function: DNA-binding transcription factor activity, RNA polymerase II-specific; RNA polymerase II cis-regulatory region sequence-specific DNA binding. Bases 320 to 1111 code for a protein of 263 amino acids. Lineage: Eukaryota; Metazoa; Chordata; Mammalia; Proboscidea; Elephantidae.
GGCAGAGGAGGGGUCUGAGGUGAGGAGUGGGGAGUUACCUCCUCCAGGCCAGGCAAGGAGAGCUGAAGAAAAACUGGUGAGGGCUCUCACCUGCCCUGGGGAGUACCUCCCUUCCGAGCCGCUGACGUGGGUGCCCAGUCCUUGGGCAAAGGCUGGGCCUGAUGCUUUAGGUGGGAGGGCAGUCUGGGGCUCUGGGGCCAGUUUUGACCCUCCAAACUUGCCAUGGGGUACUGGGCCAGAGCUUGGGCUCUCAGGCUUUAGGGACCUGGAUUUGGGCAGCCAGGAACCUGCUGCCUUCCCCCUCCCUGUCCUGGGGAUCAUGGAGUCCAACCUGCAGGGGACGUUCCUGCUGAACAACACAUCGCUGGCUCAGUUCUCAGAGAUGAAGGCUCCCAUGUGCCAGUAUUCAGUGCAGAACUCCUUCUACAAGCUCAGCCCUCCAGGACUGGGCCCCCAGCUGGCUGCCGGGACACCCCACGGGAUCACGGACAUCUUGAGCAGGCCGGCAGCCACGCCAAACAGCAGCCUCCUCUCCGGCUACCCCCACGUGGCAGGCUUUGGUGGACUUGGCUCCCAGGGGGUCUACUAUGGCCCCCAGGUGGGGAAUUUUUCCAAGGCUGGGAACGAGUACCCCACCCGGACCCGGAACUGCUGGGCGGACACAGGCCAGGACUGGCGAGGCGGGCAGCAGUGCAGCAACACACCGGACCCCCUGAGUGACAGCAUCCACAAGAAAAAGCAUACCCGGCCCACCUUCACAGGACACCAGAUCUUUGCCCUGGAGAAGACCUUUGAACAGACCAAGUAUUUGGCUGGCCCUGAGAGGGCGCGGCUGGCAUACUCGCUGGGCAUGACCGAGUCCCAGGUGAAGGUGUGGUUCCAGAACCGAAGGACCAAGUGGCGGAAGAAGAGUGCUCUGGAGCCGUCGUCGUCCACGCCUCGGGCGCCGGGCGGCACGGGCGCGGCCGGGGACCGCGCGGCCUCGGAGAACGAGGACGACGAGUACAACAAGCCGCUGGACCCCGACUCUGACGACGAGAAGAUCCGGCUGCUGCUCCGCAAGCACCGCGCCGCCUUCUCGGUGCUCAGCCUGGGCGCGCACAGCGUCUGA